Molecule: messenger RNA, 1572 nt
Organism: Malania oleifera
Lineage: Eukaryota; Viridiplantae; Streptophyta; Magnoliopsida; Santalales; Ximeniaceae
Product: non-functional pseudokinase ZED1-like
Exons: 2
Coding region: 366-1451 (361 amino acids)
Biological process (GO): protein phosphorylation; cell surface receptor signaling pathway
Cellular component (GO): plasma membrane
Molecular function (GO): protein serine/threonine kinase activity; ATP binding
Source: RefSeq, a predicted model, not a curated record
GGGAAGUCAAUGAGAGGGUAGAAGGAUGGUUGCAUGGAAGACUGCAGGAACCUUCCGCUAAGUUAGGAAGAAUGAAUGGUUUUAGGACAAAAUAAUUUUCUUCUUCUUAUUCUCUCUCUCUCUCUCUCAGAUGAAUGUGACUCAAUUGAUGUUGAAUCAGAAACUGCAGGAAUCUGAUAUUUCUGUAUAUUGAUCUUCAAAGUGGGACUUUCUCUUCCUUCUUUAAUCUCUCAUAUGAAGAAAUUUGAAUGGUUUUGUUACUAGCAUGGUUCAGCGUCUUUUCAAAUUUCAACUAGUGGAUAUGACUUGCGACUUGUUUUGGAAGCAAUCUGCUCGAGUCUUCUAUCUGUGCUGUUAAGAGUUAAAUGAGUCAACUUACGACCGGGCUAUGGAGAAAGAUGAGUGGGAGGUUGAGAAUAUGGAAGAAAAGGGAAACAAAAAGCGAGACAUCAUUUAUGAAAAAUGGUAGAAUGUUACUAGAGGGGUGUGCUGCUUCUCGUAAUGGAAAAUGUAAUCCCAUUCGUAUCUUCUCUAUGGAGGAGCUCAAGAGAGCAACAGAUAACUAUAGCAGAAGUCACGUCUUUUAUUGUGAUGGUUAUUUUAAAUUAUACAGAGGCAUUCUCCAGGGCAGGGCAAUUUGCGUUAAGAAGUUUGUCACUUCAUCUUUGUGGACCAAUUCCGCCAUUGAUGAGGUUGUAAUUGCAUCCCAAAUGAGCAUUCACAAGAAUGUUUUGAAGCUUAUAGGAUGCUGUCUCGAGACCGAAACCCCAACUCUAGUGCAUGAAUUUCCCAAGAACGGAACUCUUAAGGAUGGUCUCUGUGUUUCCCAGGGAGCAUGCCGGCAGCCAUUAUCCUGGAAAUGCAGGUUGAGGAUCGCGGCAGACAUAGCCAGUGCAGUGGCCUAUCUUCACACUGCAUUUCCCAGGCCCAUUAUCCAUAGGAAUAUUAAACCUGCAAGUGUUCUAUUGGCUGAAAACAAUGUUGCAAAAUUGUCUGAUUUCUCAUUUUGCAUACCCAUACCUGACGGCGAAUCGCGCGUGCAAGAAGUUCCUUGGGGAACUUGGGGAUUCAUUGCACCAGAGUACCUAGCUACUGGUUCUUUGACAGAGAAAGCCGAUGUUUAUGCUUUGGGUAUGCUUCUGUUUGUGCUUUUGACUGGACAUCAGUUGAUGUGCUACGAUGGGCAUUUGAACAGUGAACAUUCCAUUAGAUCUGAUGUUGUGAACUACUAUGCUGAAAACAGAAGUAGGCUGAUUGAGAUUUUGGAUCAUAGUGUAGUGGAAGAGGCAAGAUGCCCAGCGAAGGCUCAACAAUUGCAGGACUUCAUAGCACUUGCCUUCAGAUGCAUCAACAGAACAGAAGAAGAUAGGCCAACAAUGACUGAUGUAGCAAAACAACUUCGGCAGAUGGAGAGGUCUGCCCUUUGUUGCAAUAAUGCUUGUAAUCACUAAUUGGCUUUGCUGAUACACAUAUAUAUUAGCAAAACAACUUCGGCAGAAGGACACUCUUAAGUUCAAUUUCUUACUCUAUUCAGAAUCAAAAAAUUAGAUAUAUAUUGUUGAUACUUGACCA